AUGUAAUUUCUUGAGAAAAAAGACAGCAAGAGCUCAAAAACGCAGAAAAGCGAAGGAGCGGAUUCAUUCAUCUGAAUCAUCACCAAGAUUUCCUCUUUCGUAUUGAUUAUUUCUUUCUAAGAAUCGAGAUCACGAUGACGAAACAGCAAGCGAAUUGGUCGCCUUACGACAACAAUGGAGGGACUUGUGUUGCAAUUGCUGGAGCUGAUUACUGUGUGAUUGCGGCCGACACUCGGAUGUCCACUGGCUACAGUAUUCUUACUCGCGAUUACUCCAAAAUUAGUCAGCUAGCGGACAAAUCCGUGAUGGCCUCUUCAGGUUUUCAGGCUGAUGUGAGAGCUCUGCAAAAAGUCUUGGCAGCAAGACAUUUGAUUUAUCAGCAUCAACAUAACAAGCAAAUGAGCUGUCCUGCAAUGGCUCAAUUGCUAUCUAACACCCUGUACUACAAACGUUUCUUCCCCUAUUAUGCUUUCAAUGUCUUGGGUGGCCUUGACAAUGAAGGAAAGGGCUGUGUCUUCACAUAUGAUGCUGUUGGAUCUUAUGAAAGGGUGGGAUACAGCUCUCAAGGUUCUGGUGCUACUCUUAUCACACCCUUUUUGGACAACCAGUUGAAGUCUCCAAGUCCUCUUUUAUUACCUGCAAAGGAUGCGGUUACUCCACUUUCAGAGUCCGAAGCCAUUGACUUGGUGAAAACUUGUUUUGCAUCAGCGACAGAAAGAGACAUAUACACGGGAGACAAGCUUGAGAUAGUCAUAUUGAAUGCCAGUGGUCUACGUCGUGAGUAUAUGGAGCUCCGAAAAGAUUAGUCCUUGUUCCCUGUUUCUUCUACCUCAGCUGUCCAGCAUGCCUGCUUGGGGUAGUUUGCUGGAUUAUUUGUGUUCUCAGGGCUCAUCAGCUACAUUUUUCUUUUUACCUCUGAUCGGAUCUGCUUUUGCUUAGAUCUUUGUCUGUGGUAUAUGUAAGAAUUGCUGAUUCAUAAUCAGAUUUCUUGAAAUUUUUUAAACCAUUACGUUAUGAAGGUCACAUUUUAAUC
Messenger RNA from Sesamum indicum (sesame), 1033 nucleotides. RefSeq names its product proteasome subunit beta type-1. NCBI's taxonomy places the organism in Eukaryota, Viridiplantae, Streptophyta, Magnoliopsida, Lamiales, Pedaliaceae. The record is from RefSeq and is a predicted model, not a curated record. Gene Ontology annotation, cellular component: nucleus; proteasome core complex; cytoplasm.